Messenger RNA from Diversispora eburnea, 152 nucleotides. NCBI's taxonomy places the organism in Eukaryota, Fungi, Glomeromycota, Glomeromycetes, Diversisporales, Diversisporaceae. The record is from the annotation of a GenBank genome assembly.
UUACGCAAGUUAGUAGUAAUUCCUAUGAUUCUUCAUCAAAUGGUCCUAUUAAUACAUCCUCCAUUUCACUUUCUUCCCUUUCUUUUAUAAAUGAUGCUGAUGCUUCUACUACUGCAGGAGUAGAUGCUGUUGCCAGAUUAGAAGAAUUUUGA